Molecule: messenger RNA, 1431 nt
Organism: Hordeum vulgare subsp. vulgare (domesticated barley)
Lineage: Eukaryota; Viridiplantae; Streptophyta; Magnoliopsida; Poales; Poaceae
Product: late embryogenesis abundant protein D-34-like
Exons: 2
Coding region: 408-1208 (266 amino acids)
Source: RefSeq, a predicted model, not a curated record
GCUGAGCGGCGACAGACAGGACACAUCGAACCUGAAUUCCCCACCGCGAAAACUCAGGAUGCGCGGCUCUUUUCUCCUCGGAGCGCCCAUCUUCUCACUGUGCCCCGGCUGCGCGCACAGUGACCUGAUAAAGUGAUAAGCAUCCGCUGGCGCGCGCCCGAUCGAAAUCACGACAUGCAGGCGCCACGGACGCGCGCGCUCAAAGUGUAACUCGGCCACGACUCCACGUACCUCCUCUCAUCGUCCAUACGUGUCCCCUCCUCCGCCGCCGUGCCGCCCCACGCAGCGCGCAUAAAAACCCACGCGCGCAGGCCACCGCGCGCCGCCGGAUCAUCACACAGUCAGUCCGAGAAGACAACAACUUCCGCCCGUGACCAAUCGAGGAACACCCACCCAGUGAUCCAGACAUGAGCCAGGGCCAGCCUCGGAGGCCCGAGGGCGGGGAUGCCAUGCAGGCCGACCGGCCAAUCAAGUACGGCGACGUGUUCGACGUGUCCGGCGACCUGGCGGCGCAGCCCGUGGCGCCCAGGGACGCGGCGAUGCUGCAGUCCGCCGAGAACGAGGUGCUGGGGCUCGGGCAGACGCAGAAGGGCGGGCCCGCGGCCGUCAUGCAGUCGGCCGCCACGAUCAAUGCGCGCGCCGGCCACGUCGGCCGCGGCCAGCUCACGGGCCCCGUCGCCGACGCGGGCGUCACCGUCACCGAGGCCGACCUCCCUGGCCGCCGCGUCGUCACCGAGUCCGUCGCCGGGCAGGUCGUGGGCCGGUUCGUCGCGCCCCCGCCGGUGGCGGCCACCGAGCCGUCGGGCGCGCUGGGCCAGGACGCCGUGACCAUCGGGCGCGCUCUGGAGGCCGUGGCGGCGGCGGGCGCGGGGGCGAAGCCGGUGGACCAGAGCGACUCGGCGGCCGUCCAGGCGGCCGAGAUGCGCGCCACGGGGUCCAACCUCACCGUCCCGGGGGGCGUCGCCGCGGCGGUGCAGGCGGCCGCGGACCAGAACGAGCGCGCCGCGCGCGAGGAGGACAAGGUCAAGCUCCGGGACGUCCUCUCGGACGCGAGGAGCAAGCUGCCGGCGGACAAGGGGGCGACGAGGGAGGACGCGGAGAGGGUCGUGUCGGCGGAGAUGCGGAACAGGCUGGACCUGACGACCACGCCGGGCGGCGUGGCGGAGGCGGUGACCACGGCGGCGCGGCUCAACCAGGAGCGCCCGUAGGCGUUGCGUCCUCUCCUCCUUCUGUCUAGAGCUGUACAGCGUACGCCCGAGGUGGCACGCAGCGGUGCUGUGCAGGGUUCUGGGUCCUGUACAUCGUGUAUAUAUACCGAAUAAAACGGUGUGUGCUCGUCUAGUCGUUUCUUGUAUGGGAUGGAAGUACAUGAAGAUCACCAGUGUCCAGAGUGCAAAACAAUAACACGGGUCCGUUAAACUUUUAAGCAAA